CGGACAUGUUGGUCAGGCAGUGGGAGAAAAUCGGGCAUAGUCUAUUUUUCGAAAAAUAACAGAUCCAAAGCCGAUGUAUCUAUGUAGAACCAGCACGAUUUCCGUCUGUAUCGGUCAACAUCAAUGGCCGAUGACCAUGUGAGGUUUACUAUGAAAGGACAGUAAUGAAAUGUUUUAACAAGACCGUGUUUUAAACUGAUCGAAAUUUGGAAGCAAAGUUUUUUUUUUUUUCUCCACUUCUACUUUGCAGCUGUCAGACUCUUGACUUUUUUUGCAAGGGUCUGACUGGCACUGAUGGACAGGCCUGGAGUAAUGUGGCUAGUUUGCAACCUAUCGCCGGAUUUAAAAAAAACGGUUUAAUUUUUAUAAGUUGAUUUUGGAUGUAUCGUUAUCUUUUAAAGUCCUGCACAACUCCGCUGCUGCAUCCUGUGGUCGCCGACUAAUCUGUCGUCGAUGCAGUUAUCUUAUUUUGAAUUGUUGAAGUUGUCUUCGUUAUCUGAGCUGGGGAAACAUUUUUCUCUUAAAAUGUGGCUUUUGAAUAUCAAACGUUUCAUCGUCUGUGAAAAAACGAGAAGGAACACGUUUCUUUGAUUCAAACUACGGGUUCUACGGAAUUGUAGCUAGCUAGCUAAACACUGACUGAGUUCACGCGAAGGGAAGAACAUUAGGCUAGCUAACUAGCCCUAUAGCUAGAUUAAUUAAUUUUAAUUAUAACACCGGCGUAGAACUCUACUUAACUGCAACAAUGUCUGCUGGAGAAAGUUUGGAGGCUCGUUUUGAGAAAAUCGAUGCCAUGUUGAAGGACCCGAAGUCGGAAAUUAACACGGAUUGCCUUUUGGAUGGCUUGGACGCGUUGGUGUACGACCUUGACUUUCCAGCCCUGAGAAAAAACAAAAGCAUCGACAACUUCUUGAAUAGAUAUAAGGACACAAUCAGUAAGAUCCGGGACCUGCGGAUGAAAGCAGAGGACUAUGAGGUGGUCAAGGUUAUCGGGAGGGGGGCGUUUGGAGAAGUGCAGUUGGUAAGACACAAAGCCACGAUGAAGGUGUAUGCCAUGAAGCUGCUUAGCAAGUUUGAGAUGAUAAAGAGGUCAGACUCUGCUUUCUUCUGGGAGGAGAGGGACAUCAUGGCCUUUGCCAACAGCGCCCUGGUGGUGCAGCUGUUUUAUGCGUUCCAGGACGACCGUUACCUCUACAUGGUGAUGGAGUACAUGCCCGGCGGAGACCUGGUCAACUUGAUGAGCAACUAUGACGUCCCUGAGAAGUGGGCCCGCUUUUACACCGCCGAGGUGGUGCUGGCUCUGGACGGAAUCCACGCCAUGGGAUUCAUACACAGGGACGUGAAGCCUGAUAACAUGUUGCUAGACAAAGCAGGCCACUUGAAGUUGGCAGACUUUGGGACCUGUAUGAAAAUGAACAAGGAUGGUAUGGUCCGAUGCGACACAGCAGUGGGAACGCCAGACUACAUUUCGCCAGAGGUACUAAAAUCCCAGGGAGGAGAUGGAUAUUACGGCCGGGAGUGUGACUGGUGGUCCGUGGGAGUCUUCCUAUAUGAGAUGCUUGUUGGUGACACACCGUUCUACGCUGACUCGUUGGUGGGGACGUACAGUAAGAUCAUGAACCACAAGAACGCACUAACCUUCCCUGAAGACAGCGACAUCUCCAAGGACGCCAAGAACCUCAUCUGUGCCUUCCUGACUGACAGGGAGGUGCGACUGGGCCGUAACGGGGUGGAUGAGAUCAAGAGGCAUCCUUUCUUCAAGAACGACCAGUGGACAUGGGAGAACAUCCGAGAGACGGCGGCCCCGGUAGUGCCUGAGCUGAGCAGUGACAUCGACACCAGUAACUUUGACGAAAUUGAGGAGGACCGGGGAGAUGAGGAGACCUUCCCCAUACCGAAGGCCUUUGUGGGCAACCAGCUGCCCUUUGUGGGGUUCACCUACUAUAGCAGUCACCAGUUCUCCCGGAGCACCAGCACCAAGAGUGUUGACAAACGCAGCAGCUCCACCAAGGAGGACAAGAGCCAUCUGGAGAACCUGCAGAAGAGGAUCUACCAGCUGGAGGAGCACCUACACAGUGAGAUGCAGCUAAAGGAUGAGAUGGAGCAAAAGUGCAGGACGACAAACACAAAACUCGACAAGAUCAUGAAAGAGCUUGACGAGGAAGCCAACGUGAGGAAGGGUGUGGAGGCCAGUAUGUCCCUCCUGGAGAAAGACAAGAUGAUGAUCCAGCACCGAGCCACAGAGUACCAAAGAAAGGUUGACCAGGAGGCCGAGAAGAGACGCAACAUGGAGAACGAGGUGUCCACUCUGAAAGAGCAGCUUGAGGUCAUGAGGAAAAUCAGCCAAAACUCUCAGGCCUCAAAUGACAAGAUCCUACAACUGCAGAAGCAGCUGGAGGAGGCCAAUGACCUGCUGAGGGUGGAGUCAGACACGGCAGCGCGGCUGAGGAAGAGCCACACGGAGAUGGCCAAGUCCAUGAGCCAGCUGGAGGGGCUGACCAGCGAGCUGCAGGAGAAGAGCCGCUCGGCAGACGGGGGGAGGGCCCAGCUGGAGAAAGAGCUGCUGCAGCUGCAGAGCACCCUGGACUCUGAGAGGAGGAGCUACAGUAAGGGAUCAGAGGAGAUCCAUGAGCUACAAGCGCGAAUGAUGGGUCUUCAACAGGACAAUAAGAACUUGAAGCUCAGCCUGUCUAAAGUGGAGACGGAACGCAAGCAGGCCCAGGAGAGGAGCAACAACCUGGAGAAGGAUAAGAACAACCUGGAGAUCGACCUGAACUACAAGUUAAAGACACUGCAGCAGCGUCUGGACCAGGAGCACACAGAACACAGGGUGACGCGGGCCCAGCUCACUGACAAAUACGAGUCCAUUGAGGAGGCCAAGUCAGCCGCCAUGCAUGCGGUGCAGCACAAGGUGUCUGAGGAGAGCGGGGCGCGGAUGCGAGCGGAGAGCAGGGUGGUGGAGGUAGAGAAGCAGUGCUCCAUGCUGGAGUUUGACCUCAAGCAGUCGGUGCAGAAGAUGGAGCAGCUGAUGAAGCAGAAGGAGAGGCUUGAGGACGAGGUGCAGGGUCUGCGGAUCCAUCUGGAGCAGGAGUCCAGUAAGAGGCUGCUAGCCCAGAACGAGCUCAAGAGCCGCUCCCAGGAGGCGGACCGGCUGAAGGGCUCGGAGAAGCAGCUGAAGCAGGAGAUCAACACGGCACUAGAGAGCAAGCGCUCUCUCGAGUUCCAGCUAGCACAGCUCACCAAGCAAUACAGGGGCAACGAGGGACAGAUGAGGGAACUUCAGGACCAGCUUGAGGCCGAACAGUAUUUCUCAACGCUUUAUAAAACUCAGGUGAAGGAACUGAAGGAAGAGAUCGAGGAGAGGAACCGGCAGGUCCAGGAAACUCAUAAGAAGGUGCAUGAGCUGCACAGCGAAAGGGACUCCCUGUCAGCCCAGCUGGAUCUGACAGUGACCAAGGCGGAGUCAGAACAGCUGGCCAGGGCGCUCCAGGAGGAGCAGUACUUUGAGCUGAGCCAGGAGAACAAAAAGGCCAUGGCCAGACACAAGCAGGAGGGUUCCGAGAGGGAUUCAACCAUUGCACGGCUUGAGGAAUCCAACAAAACCCUGACCAAAGACGUGGAGAACCUCAGCAAGGAGAAGGCCGAGCUGGACCACAAGCUUCGCACUCAGGAGGAAGAGUAUGACUCCCAGAAAGAGGAGAUUAUAAACACAAUCAAGGCCAGCUAUGAGAAGGUUCUCAGCACAGAGCGCACGCUCAAGACUCAGGCGGUGAACAAACUGGCAGAGAUCAUGAACAGGAAGGACAUGAAGCUUGACACCAAGAAGAAGGGGAGCACGACCGACCUGAGGAAGAAGGAGAAGGAGAACCGCAAGCUGCAGGUGGAUCUCAACCAGGAGAAGGACAAGUUCAACCACAUGGCCAUCAAGUACCAGAAGGAGCUCAGCGAGAUGCAGGCGCAACUGUCGGAGGAGUGCACGUACCGCAACGAGCUGCAGAUGCAGCUGGACAGCAAGGAGAGUGACAUUGAGCAGCUCAGGGAGAAGCUCAACGACCUGCAGCUGCGCAUGGACAACUCCAGCGUCAUCAGCCUGCAGACGGAUGAAACAGACAGCAACAUCGCUGAAUCCAGACUGGAAGGUUGGCUGUCCAUUCCUAAUAAACCUAAUAUCAAACGAUAUGGCUGGAAGAAGCAGUAUGUGGUGGUGAGCAGCAAGAAGAUUCUGUUCUACAACGAUGAACAGGACAAAGAACAGUCCAACCCCUCCAUGGUACUAGAUAUCGACAAACUGUUCCACGUGCGUCCAGUUACCCAGGGUGAUGUGUACCGAGCAGAGACGGAGGAGAUCCCAAGGAUAUUCCAGAUCCUGUAUGCCAACGAGGGGGAGUGCAGGAAGGAGGCGGACAUGGAGACUGUCUCGCAAGGGGACAAGACCAACUGUCUGCCCCACAAAGGUCACGAGUUCAUCCCCACGCUCUACCACUUCCCUUCCAACUGCGAAGCCUGCUCCAAGCCCUUGUGGAACGUCUUCAAGCCUCCACACGCCUUGGAGUGCCGCCGCUGCCACGUCAAGUGCCACAGGGACCACCUCGACAAGAAGGAGGACGUCAUCGCCCCCUGCAAAGUGAACUACGAUGUGACCUCUGCCCGGGACAUGCUCCUGCUGGCCUUGACCCAAGACGAGCAGAAGAAAUGGAUCGGCCACCUGGGCAAGAAGAUCCCCAAAACACCGCCCUCCUCCUUCCUGAGGGCGUCGCCCCGCACCCUGUCCACCCGCUCCGGAACCAACCAGUCCUUUCGCAAGAACCCCAAAAGCAUAACGGGCAAGCCAAGCUAACCAUCUGAACGUUUGGAUUCUAUUGGGACUUUGUAUUUUUUCUUAUCUCCUCCAUUAUCCCUCACGUUAAAGGAGAAUCCCUAUUUUAUGUAACAGUAAAUUAAAGCAAUCUGACCAGGGCCGGAAAUUGGGACAAUUAUCUGACACAAGGAUUCAGGGACAUUGAGAAGGCCUGCUAUUUCCCUCACCCCCUCCUCCCCUAUCCUCACCCCGGAGCCUCAACUAAGACUUCCUCACCCAGCCACCGCAUACUUGCAACUCUUCGUUUCUUCCAGAAGAUGGCGUGGGCGACUUGGAACCUGAAUGGAAGAUGGAGAACAAUAGAAAAAGGCUCAUGGUAUGCAGUGGGUAGUACUUAUUCCAUAUCAGUCAUGUGAAGGGAUUCCGGUUGAAUGAAUGACUGCGGGUUUUUCUGGGGCUCUUGCAUGUCAACAUGGAGGUAUUGUAGUACAGGGAUUGGCUUAACUAUGCGGUGAAUGGGUACAUCUCGGGGAUACGGAAAUGUGGUUGUUUUUUCUUCCCUUGUCAGUAACUCUGUUUCCUUCAAAAUGUACUUUGAUGCCUUUGACUGGUGGCCUUUAUGCUUCUAUCCCCUAUUACUCUGCACAUCAGUUAUAUCAGGGGUCGGUUGGGUCGGAGUAUGUAUUGGGAAGUGAGUAUUAGAUGUUUUUGAGUAUUGAGUGAGGAGCAUGCAAGAUCAUAAUUUAAAUCUAUGCAUUAUUAUUUUUAUUAUAAUUAUUGCUCCAAGCCAUAAGGAAAUUCCAUUGUAAUGGCAUAUAGGAGACUUAAAAACUAUAGUUUUUUUUGUUCUGUGUUCAUUGGGUACAUUGUUUUCUGUAAUAUUGUUUUUUUUUCUUGUAUUUUUUGUAUGUAUUGCCUUAAAUUGACUCAUAGAUAAAUGGUUCAAAAGGAAAACAUUAAGUUAACAAAUGUAAAACUGCACUGUUUGAAUUGUAAAUUAUUUGUAGAAAACUAAACAGGUGUAGCAUUUGGCCCACCUAGUGCCUUAACGUUUGGAUAACAAUUUUACUGCCAUAUCUGUUUGUGUUUAUCUCCAAAAACAAGACCAAUCUUAACUCUUCCAUCAAUCUUUUUAAAAUAUCUGCCACACUGGUUUUAUCAGAACGUUCCGUCUGGUUUGGGUAUAUUGAAUGCCUCUUUAUAGACUCAUUGCAAUAGUUUAAUGUGUCAACACAAAGUUCCCAGAGUCCAGUAUGUAUCUCACGAAAGUUUCUGGAUGGUGUACCUUGUUAAAGAUUUUGUUAUAUUAAUAUGGUAUCGUUUCAAGCAAACCCCACUCAGUGUACAAUAUUAGAAAUAAAAUAAGGAUCAUGAAUACCUCAAUUAUUCUAAAUGUUUUUUAAAAACUUUGUUCAGUAAAAAGAGAAAAGCACUGGAACUAAGAUCUACUCUAUUUUGUCUUGGAUGAAUCGCAUGUUUAAUUGCAAUGGAGGCCGCACUGAUGGAUAGGUGUCAAUAAACAUAUCUUUAUCA
Molecule: messenger RNA, 6331 nt
Organism: Salvelinus namaycush (lake trout)
Lineage: Eukaryota; Metazoa; Chordata; Actinopteri; Salmoniformes; Salmonidae
Product: rho-associated protein kinase 1-like
Exons: 33
Coding region: 746-4837 (1363 amino acids)
Biological process (GO): mitotic cytokinesis; peptidyl-threonine phosphorylation; actomyosin structure organization
Cellular component (GO): cytoplasm; cytoskeleton
Molecular function (GO): Rho-dependent protein serine/threonine kinase activity; small GTPase binding; ATP binding
Source: RefSeq, a predicted model, not a curated record